GGGUGGGUGCGGGGAGCUCCCCCGGCCGCGGGUCCCCCAGUUUGGCCUUUGAUUCUGUGCACGGUAAGCGUUGUCCCCGUGAGUCCCUGACCCUGGGACCGCGGCGCCUCUCCAGUGUGCUGUGUCACGUCAGGCACGGGGCUCUGCCAGAGCCAUUACUCAGCAGCUUUCAGCUAAUUUUUCAUUACCGUCGGGGAGGUCCCUGGAUCUUGGCGAGGCCGGUUCUGGGUCAGAUGGCACAAUUUAUGUAUGUAGGUGGGUUCAUCUGCAUUUUGAGUGUUGAGGCCUUUUUAAAAGUCAGUUCUCCCUUUAUUUUGGGAGACUGGGUCCUGCGCUCAGGGAGCAGCAAGGUGUGGUAGGAUGAAAGUACUGCUGGUGAGAAAGUGGGCCAGGACACAUCCUGGGAGCCCGGUCUGCCUUGUAAGCUGCAAGCAGGCUGUGGUUUGCCAGGCCAGGCUUGGCCCCUCUGAUGCUCCUCUGCACCCGAGGGGGCAGAGGGGUGCACUUGGGUGCCGAGUCAUGGGGUGGGGUUGGGGGAGCAUCGGGAAAUAAAUCGCUUCCAGGUGAGCAAAGGCUCCAGCAGUCAAGUUUGCCUCCCCCUUUGUGCCUGUGUUAUUCAAACGAUGCUUCUGGAACUCUGUUCGCUUCGAAGCUGACCUUCUCUAAUCUGAUCCUAGGACUGCAGGUGCUAAGGGCUGAGUCCAUGUUUUCAGGCCCAACUAACCCGCAUGUUCAGAGCCCCAGGCUGAGCAGAUAUGCCAGAUCAGCUCAUGAAGGGUGCAUGUGGGCCUCCAUUCUUCUGGCUGCAGCACUGGGAGCCUGGAGAGAUGGAGGAGGCAGGGCAGAGUGAAAGGGUUGGGUGGCGGGUGGGGGGUCAGUGCUCUUAGAAGAUGAGUCCGCACAUCAGUCAGCACUGGUUCGGGUGCACUCAUACAGUCUAGGCUGACGUGCAGGAAUGGAGCAGGGGGAGAUUCUAAGAGGGUUUUGGAGGCUGAGCAGGAGUUCUCCCAGGACUAGUGGGGCUAAUGGAAGCCGCAGCCUAUGGCAGCAGUGUCACGGCUUGAGGACAAAAGAGGAACCAUUUUGGGGUGGAAAGACUGCUUUGGCAGGACCAGGAUGGGGCAGAGUCCAGCUGGGAAGUGUUGACCUGCAUGCCAAGGUGGCGCGUUCUUUUUUGGGAGGCAGGAUUAGCUACUGCCAAGGCCACUCUUGAGACAAUUCAGGUCAGGGUGAAGGGGCAGGGCAGCCUGCAGAAAUGGCUGGAGUGUGGGGCCUAACUGAUGUGUACUGAGGGAGGAGGAGCUGAGGGUUCCCACAGGGCUCCUGUUCAGUGAGUGAUCCCAGGUGCACCAGUGUGAGGGAGGCACCUGUGCACAGAUGGAGGCGACCGUGCAGCUGUACUGAGGGCCAUCUGGGCAUCUAGCUGUGAGGACUGCAGAAACCAUGUGUGUCUGGGCCUGGAAGGGCUGCUGAGCUCCCUUCUGAGGAGAGUGGGAGGGCUAAGAAGUUGCCCCUGGCAGAGGAGGGUGGAGAGGGACUGGCAGCAGGCAGUGGCUGCGUUGACCGAGAGGUUUUGGGGCGCAGGGCCGGAGGGCAAGGCCUGGGCGACAGAUUGAAAAGUGAAUUGGAAACUGAGGAUGGCAAGGAGGAGGGGGGUGGCCAACAGAGACAGGCUGUGUGAGGUGCUGCAGAGCCUGCAGGGCUGUAGUGUCCUGGGGAGUAGGUGCCAGCGAGAGACUGGAAUUCGCAGCAACAGGACAGGUCUGUGGAGGGACCCCCCGGAGGUCUGGGCUCCGGGCCUGUGGGAGGUGCCCAUGCAAGCACCAGAGCACAGCCUGGAGGGGAUGGAUUGGGUGGGCAUGUCCCCAGGCAAUCUCCUUUGUUGUGGGUUGAAUCAUGUUUUCCAAAAAGAUAUGCCUCAGUCCUACCCCCUGCCACUGACCUGGGAACAUGACCUUAUUUGGAAAUGGUCUUCGCCAAAUAGGUAAAAUGAGGUCAUUAACAUGAGCCCUAAUCCAAGAUGACUGCUGUCCUUAAAAGAGGGAGGAGAUUUGGACACCAAGCAGAGGAGAGCCAGCCAUGUGAUGAUGGAGGCAGAGACAGGGUGGUGCACCCACCAGCCAAGGAAGGCCAAGGGUUGCUGCCGAGGCCGAAGCUGGAAGAGGCAGAUGGAGCCUCCAGAGGGAAUGCAGCCCUGUGCACCCUGAUCUCAACUUCUGGCUGCAGAGUUGGGAGGAUGGAAUUGUGGUGUUUGAAGCUGCCCGGCCUGUGGUGCUUGGUUUCAGCAGCUCCCAGACACAGAGGCUCCUGGGCCCUGGAUGUUAUGAAGAAGCUGCAAGGUCUUCCUGAGGUCUGGGCUGUGGCGUCAGGCUGUUUGCAUGUUGCCUGGCUGUGCCGCGGGGUGCAUCAGGAGAACCUGCUGGAGGAGCUGGUCCAGCUGAGCUGCUGUUGGCACAUUCAGGCCACAGUGAGGAAUGUUCAUUGUCUUUCCAUCACCUUCUCAGGGACAAAAGAGCUUGAGGUGCUGCUGGCCUGGGGCCUGCUGUCUGCUGCCCCCACUGUCGUCCUUGCACAGUUCUGCCUUAGAUCUCCAUCUUAGUGAUGUAAGCCUCGCUCCCCUGGAUAAGGAGCUGGACGAGCAGGACGGAAGUGACCUGGGACCCACAGGUCAGAGGUCGCUGGGGGGCUCAGAGCCCGUCACCAUUCCUGGCUGCCUGGCCCGCUCCCCAUCCCUGCAAUCCUCGUCAUCCCUGUCCACCUCCCCGCUCAGCUCGCUCUCCCAGUCCUUGUCGGGGCCUCUUGUCUCCUCGGCCAUGACGCCCCCCCAGCAGCCGCCACCCCUCAAGUCGGAGCCCAGGGUGCUGGGCUCCUCGGCCUCGUCCUACAACUCCCUAGGUUUGAAUGGCGUCCCUGGGAGCAUCUGGGACUUUGUUUCCGGCAGCUUCUCUCCCAGCCCAUCCCCCAUUCUGAAUGCCGGCCCCACAUCCACUGCAAGUGCAAGUCCAAAUGGCGCCGAACUGGCACGGGUCAGGCGGCAGCUGGACGAGGCCAAGAGGAAGAUCAGGCAGUGGGAGGAGUCCUGGCAGCAAGUGAAGCAGGCCUGUGACGCAUGGCAGCGGGAGGCCAAGGAGGCGAAGGAGCGUGCGCUGGCAGCGGACAGUGCCCGGCAGCUGGCACUGCAGAAGAAGGAGGAGGUGGAGGCCCAGUUCAGGCAGCUGCAGGAGGAGCUGGAAGGCCGGGGCAUGUCCACACUCCCGGGGCUGCGGGGCUGCAACGACAUCGGUGCCAUCUCACUGCCCAAGCUACAGUCGCUGCAGAGUCAGCUACGCCUGGAUCUGGAGGCGGUGGACGGGGUGAUCUUCCAGCUCAGAGCCAAGCAGUGCGUGGUGUGCGGAGAGCCGGCCCGCGGCGCCGUCCUGCAGCCCUGCCAGCACCGUGUGCUCUGCGAGCCCUGUGUGGCCAGUGCGCCUGAGUGCCCCUACUGCGAGGGCCAGCCCCUCCAGUGGUGACAGCAGCCAUGGUGGCCUCACUUCCUGGUGCCACCGACGUCGGGACCCCAGCCCAGCUGCAUCGUUUCAUGGUAUUCUCGUAGACCUUAAAGGCAAACCCACGCACCCACCUGCAGCCCAGGUUUCGGGUGGGCACAGUAAUGACAUGGGUUUUGCGGUCCUGACACUACUGUGACCACAUCCUGGGAGUUCACGUCCCGGCCAAGCACUUUGUAAGCAGAGGAAUUUACGUGGACGGUCUCAGCUGCUAUAAGCUGCUUUCUAGGUUCAUGUCUUUUUAAUAUGCCAUAUGAAGCUUUGUAUGUGUACUGUGAACUUAAAGUAUUUCCUAUCAGUUUAUUGUAAUUCAUAGUAUGGUAAAUAUAUUAGAUUUCAUAUUCUGAAAUUAGUACUUAUGAAAUGAGCAUUUAUCUAGUAGUGAGAAAUGCCUAGGAUUUUUAUAGGUUUUAAAUUAAGUGCAAAUAGUAUUUAUAGCAGAGUGAUUAUUGAAAGACAUACAUUUAGAUGUUUUUAAUUUUAUGAAAGGAACUGUUCCUAACCAUGUGCUCGUGCACACUAAUUGGAGUUUUAUUUCCCAGCACCGUGCAAAAUGAGGGAGCUCAGUCACGCAUCUGCGACCCGUGGCCACUUUUUCUAAGUGCCUGUGCCUUGCAAAAGGAGAAUGGUUCAUUUGGUUUUAUUUUCUCCCUUGAAACUUUGUAAGACAAUUUGAUACUCGUGAAAAGUGCAACCAAGGGGGUACAUCUGUUUUACAAGCCCUCUGCAUAGCUUCCUGGAGCUGGCCCCUGGGCACUCCCCACACCUGGGACCACCUGGACUCCUGCCAGAGUGGGCAGGCUCGCCCGUCUUCAGCACAUUCGACUUCAGGCAACACUUUGGACACUGUUGUCUGAACUGUGUGUCUAGGUAUUGUCAGUCAUCCGUGAAGACCUGCUGUGCCAGGGCAGGGGCUGCCCUGAGGACCUGGCUCUAAUGCUGGUCCCCAGGCCCCCAAGUAGCAGCCUGGCUUCGGGUCCAUGGAGGAAACGCCCGAGAGCGGGUCUGAUUUAGGGAUGACCUGAGUCUUCUCUGGUCUGCGAUGGGUCAUUUUUUCUAGGAAUCUGGGAAGAAGUAAAAGAUGUCUGUAGCUUACCCCACCUUUGCUCAGUGAGGCCAAUCUAGAUUGCUGUGAGGAAGUCUUCGCAGAACCUGCCAUUUGGGAGGCAGGAGCAGGUACUGGCCCCUCUAGCCUGGAAGUGAACACUUGUGUUUCUACUGGCCUGGGGCUUUGCCAAAGAAUUUUAAUAGCAUUUUUAAAGUGCAAAGUGACUAGGUAAAAAUUUUUAUCAGUGACCAAAUUAGAAUGUAUUUACUAUAAUAAGUUUAAAACAUUUUUAACAUAAGACAAGCUGAUAAACAGUUACCAUUUUAAAGGUGGAUCUAUGACAUUCCACAGCUAGUGUGCUACUAAAGGUUAACUAUUGACUUGGUUUUAAUAAAUCCUGUUUUUAAUUAUAGUGAUGAUGAUUUAUUAGGUCUUAGAAAUUACGUAUAUUUUGUGCUGUUAUCACUGUUUAAAAUUAUUUUUUAUUAAUAUUUAUGCACUUGUUUUCCAUGUUAGGCCUUUGGCCUUUUUGGGGAUAACAGGACCGUGUUUAUUACUGAUAUCUAGCCUAGACAUUUUACAAUUAUAAACAAUUAAGAACAAUUAAGCUUUAGGUCUAUUUAUAAGCUACUCGGUCAGUUCUGUGGAGUUUGGGGGCCAUAGGUGUAGUGCCCACAGGGGUACCACAGCUGGUGUUCGGGCGCAGCCCUUGAGCACUUACCCUUCUCAGGUCAGGACUGGCUCUGAGAAAAGAUGUGUGGUGGGAAGACCAAAGAACCAUCCAGAAUGGAACUCCCAGGGUGCCCGGGCGCAGUUAGGGCUGUCAUUGUGGUACACUCCCAGGGGGCUGCUCCUUGGGGUCCUCCCCCACCACCUGCAGGGGCCCUGAUCUUAUGAGGGAGCCACCCUUUGCAGGCCUCAUGGGCUUAGGGGCCUCACCAUCCCCUCUGUGGGUGGGAGGGGAGUGCUGGGUGUAGCAGUGAAAGCCGUGUGGUGCUCAGUGUCUCAGCUCUAGUGCUCAAUAUUAGCAGUAAUAUUAUUGUCAUACUACUUGUGCAGCUGAUCAGCAAACCUCACUCAGUGUGUGGACGCUUCAUGUGGACUAAUUUAUGAAAGCCCCCCAUCUGUAUGUUUGUUCUGAGUAUUUAGAUGAGAAUGUUAUUGGAAUGGAAUUUUCUUAACCCAGAAGGUAGUAUUUAUAAGGCAUAAUCAUUUACUUUAGUGAAUUGUUUAAAGUUAACACUUGUUUAAAUUUUUUUACACUACAACAUUUAUGCAAUGGUUUACAGAAUUCAUGGAAUUAUUUUUAUCAGUAUGGAAUUAAAACUUUGAAUCUUUA
This is a messenger RNA of Myotis myotis, 5932 nucleotides long. It is a transcript of the gene UNKL, whose product is annotated as unk like zinc finger. Gene Ontology annotation, molecular function: metal ion binding. The transcript is spliced from 6 exons. The record is from RefSeq and is a predicted model, not a curated record. NCBI's taxonomy places the organism in Eukaryota, Metazoa, Chordata, Mammalia, Chiroptera, Vespertilionidae. Bases 2475 to 3509 code for a protein of 344 amino acids.